This is a messenger RNA of Dromiciops gliroides (monito del monte), 4394 nucleotides long. It is a transcript of the gene LNPK, whose product is annotated as lunapark, ER junction formation factor. Gene Ontology annotation, cellular component: endoplasmic reticulum tubular network. NCBI's taxonomy places the organism in Eukaryota, Metazoa, Chordata, Mammalia, Microbiotheria, Microbiotheriidae. Gene Ontology annotation, biological process: endoplasmic reticulum tubular network organization. The transcript has 13 exons. Bases 256 to 1557 code for a protein of 433 amino acids. The record is from RefSeq and is a predicted model, not a curated record.
GGGAUCCUUUCCUCCCCCGGCUCUCUCUCUGGCCUCUCAACACCGGGUUGGCCUAAGAGAGAAAAAGGCUGAGGCGACGGCGGUUGCAACUGGGGGGCAUGAAGCUGGGGCUGACUCACACCCGCCUCCUCCUAUUUCCACGUUGAUGCCCAGCACCCCGAGCCGCCCUAGCCAGGGGGAGGGGAGAUGAGGGCUGUGAAUUCCAUUACAAAAUUGAUGAAAGGCACCAGUCUAUCCUGUCUUCAAAGAUAAAAGAUGGGAGGAUUAUUUUCUCGAUGGAGGGCAAAACCUUCAACAGUAGAAGUUCUGGAAAAUAUAGAUAAGGAAAUCCAAGCGUUAGAAGAAUUUAGAGAGAAAAAUCAAAGAUUACAGAAACUAUGGGUUGGAAGGUUACUCCUCUACUCCUCACUUCUUUACCUGUUUACUUGCAUAGUAGUAUACUUGUGGUAUCUUCCGGAUGAAUUUACAGCAAGACUCACUAUGACACUCCCAUUUUUUGCAUUUCCAUUGAUCAUAUGGACCAUACGAACAGUACUUAUUUUCUUCUUUUCCAAGAGAACAGAAAGAAAUAAUGAAGCAUUGGAUGAUUUAAAAUUACAGAAGAAAAAAAUACUUGAAGAAGUCAUGGAAAAAGAAACUUACAAGAAUGCUAAAUUAAUUCUUGAAAGGUUUGAUCCAGAAUCAAGGAAGGCAAAGGAGCUUGAGCCGUCAUCUUUAGGAGCAGCUGCAACUGCAAGGCCUGGACAAGAAAUCCGUCAGAGGACUACAGCUCAAAGAAACCUUUCUCCAUCAACACCAGCAAGUCCAAGCCAAGCAUCACCUCUACAAGUUCCAGGAUCUCCUGGUCCACAAAAGGAUACUUCAGCUCCUGGUGGACCACCGGAAAGAGCUGUUGCUCCAGCCUUGCAGUCAAAUGUGUUACCAAGGCGUCUUGGAUCCCCUGCUACUUCAAUGCCUGGAAUGGGUCUUCAUCCUCCUGGUCCACCUUUAGCAAGACCCAUUCUUCCUCGAGAAAGAGGUGCUCUGGAUAGAGUUGUCGAGUAUCUAGUUGGUGAUGGUCCACAGAACAGGUAUGCUCUUAUAUGUCAGCAGUGUUUUUCUCAUAAUGGCAUGGCUUUGAAGGAAGAGUUUGAAUACAUUGCAUUUCGGUGUGCAUAUUGUUUCUUCCUGAAUCCUGCAAGAAAAACUAGACCUCAGGCUCCAAGACUUCCAGAGUUCAGUUUUGAGAAGAGACAGCUUAUGGAAGGACAAAGUUCUGUUGGCCCUCUGCAACUAGAAAGUACAAUUUCACAAGAGAAUCAGUUUACAGAAGGGUCUUUAGAAGAACAAGAUGUACCUGUUAAUUGCAUAGAUCAGACGGAUGAAAAAGCAUCAGAUACAGAGCAGACAAAUCAAAUAAAUAAAAAAGCAUCUGGUCCAGUGGAACAAGAAGACAGAGUAGCAGGGGAGGCUGAGAAUAAAGAAACUACAGUUAAUGAAACCAAAUCUACAAUUGCUAAUGCUGAUUCUGCUGCUGUUGAUGAAGCAAGUGGAGAAUCUUUGAUGGAAAUUGAGUAAAUGCUUCCAAGUGCCUUCAACUAGAUCUUUGUAACUUUAUUCGUGUCAACUAUUACUUUCCAGGUGGUGUUUCUUUUCUUUUCUUUUUUUUUCUUUUUAGUUUGUUUGUUGGUUUCAGUUUUUUAAUGGUCCAUUUGGUAUCUGAGCUCUUACUGCCUCAAUAAUUCAGUCUGUUAAAUCUGCAUCUACUAGGUAUUUAUAUUUGAAAGGGUAUGCUAUCAGUGCAAUAAAACCCUAUAGAAUGUACAAAGAUUAGCAUUAUGACAUCUUCUAAACCUAUUUUGGCCACUUAAAUCAAAUGUGAUAUCAAGUUUGUUUUCUCUUACGUGUGACCUGUAAAUAAUAUCCAUUUUGUCAGAGGAAGAACUUUGGUCAGAAAGAACUACUAUAGCAUUUGGUUUAAAGAAUGAAAAUCCUUGAGGAUUUUUAAUGCUUUAAUGUUAAAAAAUGCAUACUAGAAUUUUUAAACUGUAGAUAUUUGCCAGAUAAAGUGUAUAUUUAGACAUUUAUCUUUAAACCGUAUAAAGUUAUUCUAUAACUGUAACUAUAGACAUUGUUGCAUAAAUAUUUUUAAUGAGAAUACAGGUGAACAGUCAAGUGCAGUAUUUCUUUUGAUGUCACUUACUUUGCAGAUGGGCCAAAGGCACAUGUGUAUGCAUCUAGCUUGUGUUUACAUGAAGACAAAAUAGGAAAUUUCUCUACAUUUGAUUGUACUUGAAUGCUGACCAUUAUUUAUACUUGUAUAAUAAUGAUGUAAGUGAAUUUUGUGCCUUUGUGUGUGUAUUUUGUUAAGGAAAAUAAAGACUUAUCUAGUAGCUUUUUUUUUUUAAUUUUAAUUUUUGUUAAACAUCAAGAAUUUUUAAAACAUCCUUUUGGCAUGUCUCCUUUUUUCAAACUAUGAAAUUUCAUAAUGUGAAGAGCGUUCUAGUUGAUGAGUCUUAAACUAUUUGUUCAUUUUUUAGGGAGUAUUUGUGUUUAAAUUAGUUACUUUUAAAUUUUGGAAAAAAAUAAAAUGAAGCAUAUAUUUAUUUCAUCAUCUUCUAAAUCCUUUUAAUCUAGCAUAGGCAGGGUUCACCUAGCAUGGUCAGUUGGUUCCAUAGUAACACAUUUUAGGUAAAACAACACACAAGAGCCAAUUAUAGGAAUAGAACUGAGCAGAAUUGAAAGCAGGAGUUAUCCAGGUAUAGCGAACAGGAGCUACUUAAGCAAAAACUUUAUAGUAGGGUUUGCUUAUAAUACUCUAAUUUAUUUUGAAGCAUUGGCAAAAUAUGAAUCCAUAUGCCUAUAGAUCAGAAGUUGUAUUUUUAAGACACUAAAUACUUCAAUGCCACUUGGGCCUGUGUACUUUGGUAAGAAAGUUUAUUACUGUGAUAACAGGUAGUUCUUUGCUAUGACCUGGAUCACAAUUUCCUACAAUGAUCCUGAGGAUUAAAUGGGGAAAAGAUGCAUGUAAGUGAUUCCUUAAGAUUGAAACAUGUCUUGAAUAGAGUUUUUACUCUAAGAUUAAAGUUAUUAUUUUUUGCUUCCUUGUAGGUCUUAAAAAAUACUAGAUCCUUUUGGUGCCAGUUGAUUAUAAAAAGCUGUUAUACAAAAUUGAAUGUGUUUGGUAUAUAUAACAGCUGUUUCCUAAAUUGUACACAUAUACCUCAUUAAAAACUGAAUGAAACAUUAUUUUGAAUUUGUUUUAACUUUUGUGAUUCACUUAGUAUGGUAUGAAUCAUGUUAUGAUCAUUAUCUAUUAACAGGUGUAAUAUCACUAUGUAAUGGAGAAAGGGACAUGAAUAUGUUUGCAAACUGAAUCUGCAGAAAUUGAAAAGCUGAGAACAACAUUGGGCUCAGGGAAUUUAAGCCAAAACCAUAUGAUCAUAAAUUUAGAGCUAGAAGGGCCCAUAGACCUCUUCAUUUAGUUUAGGACUCAUGGGGGGUUUGGGUUUUUUUUUCCCUACAUUUAAUUUUUAAUAUUUAAAAUGUUUACAUCAGGGGCAGAGGAAAUUAGGAAUAUCAAAACAAUAUUUUUUGUUCAUAAAGUUAUUAAGGUCCCUAACUGGUGCAUUUGGUCCAAAUAAGUUUCAUCCACAUUGUGAAUAAUUUUCUGGUUUUUGAUUAUUACUGAAUUGAAAGUGAUGUAUAUUGUAGGUGGAUAAAAUUUCAUGACAGAACUAAGAAAGGAAUGGAAAAAUAUGUGCACCCCAAAAAGAACCUAGGAAAUAUUAUUUUAUGAUGAUAUAAUAACCUUGAAUGACAAGAAAUUUAUUCUGACAAAGUUGUAAUGAUAAAUUAAUUACUGGAAAGUUUAGUGGCAUUGGCCUUGGUAACCAAGAAAAAUUCAUGAGAAAAUUCAAAUUCUUAGGUAUUUUAAACAAAAUAUUAAAUAUUUGGUUGUAUGUGUAAAGCAUCUUUGAAUCAUAGGACUGUGGAGGGCCCUUGGAGAUAAUCUAGUCCAACCCAUUCAUCUUCCAGAUGAGGAAACAGAUCUAGAGAGAGAAAGUGAUUUGCCUAAAGUCAGAAAACAAGUGAGUGGCAGAAUCCACACUAAAACUUAGAUCUUCUAACUCCUGGUGAAAUGAGCUUCUCACUGUACAUAUUGUCUCUCAGUUAACUAUUUUAUUAAGAACAGAGAAAAUGGAGGGGCGGCUAGGUGGCACAGUGGAUAGAGCACCGGCCCUGGAGUCAGGAGUACCUGAGUUCAAAUCCGGCCUCAGACACUUAACACUUACUAGCUGUGUGACCCUGGGCAAGUCACUUAACCCCAAUUGCCUCACUAAAAAAAAAAAAAAAAAGGAACAGAGAAAAUGGUUGGAUUAGUUUAUCUCCAGCUUUUUUGGUAAAUCUGUGAG